Molecule: messenger RNA, 1114 nt
Organism: Nymphaea colorata (pocket water lily)
Lineage: Eukaryota; Viridiplantae; Streptophyta; Magnoliopsida; Nymphaeales; Nymphaeaceae
Product: protein BOBBER 1
Exons: 6
Coding region: 59-970 (303 amino acids)
Biological process (GO): protein folding
Cellular component (GO): cytoplasm
Source: RefSeq, a predicted model, not a curated record
CUUUCUGUCUCUGUUUCUCUCGAUUCUUUUCGUUCUCUCUGUCGCUUUCUCAAGCGCCAUGGCCGUCAUCUCAGAACUCCAGAAUGAUGAGGAAAACCCUAAUCCCAAGCCUAAUACCAAGGAAGCGGAGGCCUCGUCGUCCUCCGCCUCACCCGGGCCGUCGGAUGACGAUCUGAGUCGGAUCCAAGGGUCUCUCUCUUCUAUUGACUUCCUGGAUCGCGUCAUCGAUUUCCUCCGGCGGAAGCGCGACCUCUUUCAGGACGAGGACGCUGAGCGGAAGAUCCGCGGCAUCAUCUCGGCAGCCAAGGAGAAUGAUGCAAAAGUGAGAAAGAAGAAAGCUGAGGAGGAGAGGAAAGCGGCGGAUGCGGAGAAGCGGCAGAAAGCGGCUGAAGCUCAGGCGGAGAAGAAGCCGGAGAACGGGCAAGCUGAAACUGACCAAGGCAAGGAAUCCAGUCGAAAACCAAACUCUGGCAAUGGCAUGGAUUUGGAGAACUAUUCAUGGACGCAGACUUUGUCAGAGUUAACUGUGAACAUCCCAGUGCCACGAGGAACAAAAUCAAGGUUUGUCGGAUGUGAAAUAAAGAGAAGUCAUUUAAAGGUUGGGCUGAAAGGACAACCACCCAUUAUAGACGGUGAACUUUAUAUGCCUGUUAAAGUGGAUGAUUGUUUUUGGAGUAUCGAGGAUGAGAAGGCUAUUUCUAUCCUCUUAACCAAACACAAUGGAAUGGAGUGGUGGAAAUCCUUGACAAAAGGUGGCCCUGAGAUCGAUACACAGAAAGUUGAACCCGAGAAUAGCAAAUUGUCUGACUUAGAUCCUGAGACAAGACAAACUGUAGAGAAAAUGAUGUUUGAUCAACGGCAGAAAUCUAUGGGAUUGCCAACGAGCGAUGAAAUGAACAAGCAGGAAAUCCUUAAGAAGUUCAUGGCCGAGCAUCCUGAGAUGGAUUUCUCGAGGGCGAAGCUAUCUUAAACGGAGCUUAUGGAACAGUCUAGUGGAGUGAUGGAUGCACAUGAUGUGGAUGAUUGUUAGCUUUAAAUUUAUCGUGUUAACGCAUGUAUAUGACAAUGCGGUAUUACAGUUUUGCUUUUAUCAAGGAUUUGAAUUAGCGUUGCA